GGGAAGAUGGGUAUGAUCCAUCUGGCAGUUCGAUUACAAGAUCGAACGAAUUGCUGGACUCAUAAACAAGGCUGAUGGGCUAAGUCAAGUCUGUAUCAUGCCCAAAGGGGUGGAAGAUGCAGAGCCCAUAGACGCGUCCUUCAAUACGAAGGAGGAGCCCUUGCGGUAGAUAAUAAAAUGAUGAGGGAAGGAUGCGUGUCGGGAGAAUUGUUGAUCCAAACCUUGGAAAAAGGGGCUCCUGCUGUAGUGGCGGAGCUUAGGGAAGGGCCGGUCACCAUCCGGGGACGCAAAGAGGAGAAGGAUUCGUGGGGGGCGAUAGUAGGUCCAAAGGAGGAACUGCUAGCGAUGGUCGUUGAGGGAGGCCGAGAAGCUGCGAUGAGCCUAGUGGAGUCCUGGGAACGGAGAGAGCUGCAGCUAAUGGUAAACCAGAUGCAGGAAAGGCAGGACAAUGGAACGGAGUUUGUGAACCAAGAAGUGUUGGGAAUACUUAAAAGACUCUGUGUACCUAUCAAACUCAUCGAGCCAUAUCACCCGGAGGCCAAUGCACCUGUGGAAAGGUGGCAUCGAAUCUUAAAGAACACAAUUGCGAAGCUCGCGGCAGGCAAUCUGGGGAGUUGGCCUAGGUAUCUUAAGCAGGCUGUCUUCUCGGAGAACAUGACACCUAAGAGGACAACGGGAUGUAUCCCAGCGAAACUUUGGUAUGAAAGAGAGAUCGACUUUCCCGAGGAGGCCUUGAUACCUACCUGGAACAAGUUCGAUGACGAUCCGCGUAUGACCAUAGAAGAAUUAAUUGAGGCAAGAUGUCAACAAGUCCUUAGGAACGAGGAGGUCAUGGAAGACAUCGCCAAUCGGGUACUAGACAGCGGGAUGAGGGACAAAGCAAGGUGGGACCAGGUUAAGAAUAUCCGAGAGGAGCCACUGCAGGUGCGAGAGACGGUAUUGGACCAGGAAAAAAACCUUAGAAAAGAAAAAAUGGAAUUCGACAAUGAAAAUGAUAGCGGGGCGAUCAACAGGCCUAGCGAAGGGGGAGGAGCGGGACCAAGCCGAGAGCGGAGGACUGCCAAGAGAAAGUUGUACAUAGGGUACAUGUCCAAACAUGUAGUGGGCAGGGGGGCAAGAAAACAAGUGUGUAGAGGGUCCUCGCCUCUCAGAAACGGGGAAGGGAUAUACAUCUCCUCAGGGAGUGAGAGCGAGGAAGAGAAAGCGGAUAUGGGAGAAAGGGUUCAGGCCUCUGCCGAAGGAAGGGCCGAGAGAUGCGAGCAGCAUGAGCCUUGGCAUGUGGAGAACGAGGGAAGGCAGGACAUGUGCGAUGGACGUGAAGAUGGGAAAGAAAGAGGGGAAAUCCCGCGUGAAGAGCAGAGCGGCCACGACAGUUGUGAGGGGAGAUGCCCGAAUUUUGAGGAAGGAUAUGGGAGGAGGACGGAAAUCCCUUAUAAUCUGGAUCCAAAGAAUUUCACGAGUGAGUUCAGCCCCGUACGGUCGGCAGAGGAUGAGGACGAGGAGGAGGAGGUACAAGAGAUCAUCGAGAUUAGUAGUGGCGACGAGAGGGAUGAGAUCUCAAAGCCCCGAGAAGAGAGGCGGCCACCUACGAACCAGCCACGUGAAGGGCCCUCCAGAUGGGAAGAUGAGUUUGGGCCAACGCCCAGUCACUGGUUUUAGUAGUGGCUUAGCGUAAUCAAGCACCAUUGGAUUA
Chara braunii is the source of this 1693-nucleotide messenger RNA. The record is from the annotation of a GenBank genome assembly. Lineage: Eukaryota; Viridiplantae; Streptophyta; Charophyceae; Charales; Characeae.